Messenger RNA from Wasmannia auropunctata (little fire ant), 1707 nucleotides. RefSeq lists its product as uncharacterized. Gene Ontology annotation, molecular function: nucleic acid binding. NCBI's taxonomy places the organism in Eukaryota, Metazoa, Arthropoda, Insecta, Hymenoptera, Formicidae. The coding region runs from base 1 to 1707 and encodes 568 amino acids. The transcript has 6 exons. The record is from RefSeq and is a predicted model, not a curated record.
AUGACAUCACCAGUCAACCAUCUAACGUACUGUUCAGCCGUAAACGGCGCUAUAGUAGAAGCUUUUGAUUGGCUUUUGAUCGAGCAUGGAACUAUGGAAGACUUUAUUUCACAUGUUAAGAGGUCUCCUGAAAUAAUCAAUGAGAUUUAUCCUUAUUUUAAGAAUUGUCGCUCUAAUCUUAAUGCAAAUAUUUCCGAAUUUCCCCCGCAUGAUGAUAGCUUAAUAAAUGUUAAAGAUUGUGCGAAUUGCGACGAAAAUUUGGGUAACAUUGUAAAUAUUAUGGUCUCCUAUGAUAUGGGAUGGAGCAAACGAGGAAACGGAAGGAGUUAUGACAGCCUCAAUGGUUACGGCGCUAUCAUUGGUUUCCUUAGUGAACAAAUUUUGGAUUUCUCCACCCAUAAUCGUAAAUGUAAAAAAUGCGAUAUGGGUCACUCGAGCAUUGAGCACGAUUGUAGGAAAAAUUUCAAAGGAAGUGCUAAGGCAAUGGAGGCAGAUGCACAUGCUGAAUUAGUAAACCGUAGCAAUAUUCUCAAAGAGGCAGGACUCAGUGUCCGUGUCUUAAUUGGUGAUGAGGAUAGUAGCACUAUCGCAUCAGUGCGUAGCGAAAGCUCACAACACGCAGAAAGUUCAUCUAUUGAUAUUGAUGUCUCACUUGUCGAAACUACGUCUCAAAAUCUUGAAAAAUCCCCUAAUGAUUACAAAAUCGUCUAUUUCAAUUUGGAAACAUCAGGUUUUAGUGAAACUGCAGACGUUCUGCAGAUUGCAGUUAAAUGUGGGGAACAAAAUUUUUCAGUAUACGUGAAUCCUACACAAUCAAUCGCAGAAGGUGCAUCUAAAGUCACUGGUUUAAAUAAUAUUAAUGGAGAAUUGUUUUUGCAUGAUGAAAUUACCAACACUGACGAAGAAAAAAUGGACAGUAAAGCAAAAGCAUUGGAAGAAUUGAACGAAUUGGGAGAAACUUUACUUAAACAAAGUUUAUCGGGUACAGUGUCAACUACACGCUUGUCACAAAGCAAAACAAAUAAUAGCGUGACAAAAAUUCAAAGCAUCUACGAUCCUAUUCGUAAACAAAAUUUAUCUUAUGACUCUAAUAACGUAUCACAACAUAUCACAACGGAACAGUCAAAUACAAAAAAAUGUGAAAGAAAUAGUAAUUUGGACAUUUUGGUAUCUUCGAAUUCGUCAAAAAUGAAUAUGACUGUUGAUUUGUGCAAGAAAAAUUGUAAUUCAGAAAUAAUGGAUGCGAAAAUACAGCAGCAAGAAAUGACGCAAUUGUGUAAUGGUAUGUCAAGGAUAGCAAAUACUGAACCUGAAAUCAAAUCAUUGACUGACUUAUCACUGUCUGCCUUGAAGACAUUAAACCAGCGGCUCCCGGGAGAUUUUGUAGAAUUUCACCCGUCUCACCGACGUCGCAACAACCACGAGAAGAGGACCACGAGGGCAGAGAAGGCACCACUGAGGAAGCAAUACACAGGUCGUAUUUUAGUCCGCGUUCCUUUCCGUACUUUGAGAGCAAUUAAGCUGCCGAGCUUCCUUACAGAUUCCGGUGCGAGCCAGCUAAGGCGAGAAUACAGGGGAUGGCCACUCUACGCCCUAGAUCGGGCGAGAGACCCCGCAGUCGGAAUCGAGCCAGGGCGCCCCAAGGAUGAGAUCUGCCGCCAGGAACAGCUCCUCACGAGAAUGAGUCCCGUAGGACCAGCCACCUGA